AUGGCUUCAAACCGCCAGCGGGCGCAUUCAUCGUCGCCAGGUCCCGAGGAUGACCCCGAUCUUGCCCUAGCCAUUGCACUUUCCUUGCAGGAACAAGAGAAUGCCAGAAGCGAGGAUACUGAAACAGCACCUUCUACUGCAAGGUCUUCGGAACAGAUCCCUAAGCCGUCCCCUGCUACUAGCUUUAGAUCCUUGGCUCUCGACAGAAGGAGGAUGGAGGAGGAACGUCUUGCGAGACUCAAGAAACGUUCGGCGACUCAAGCCGAGCUCGAUGAUCAGCAUCAGAGACCAAAGCUACAGCGGCCUGAAGUGUCACAAGGGCAUAAGGCCUCCAAUACUUCCUUUGGUCCAUCAAAGUCAACGAAUACAGCAGGAGAUGCGCCUCAGCUACCGUUCUCAAAGGGCGCCUUCAAGCGAACUUGGGCUUUCGGAUACCCCAGAACCGGCGAGGACAUCAAGAUCGAGGAGGUCCUCCAGAAGGACAAGCUGCAGCUGGCCGUACUCUCGUCCUUCCAGUGGGACGAGGAGUGGCUCCUCUCCAAGGUCGACGCCCGACAGACGAAGAUGCUUCUGGUUGCCUAUGCAAACAAUGAGGCCGAGGUGCGUAUUCUGGUGCAAUAA
This is a messenger RNA of Colletotrichum spaethianum, 621 nucleotides long. RefSeq lists its product as uncharacterized. The coding region runs from base 1 to 621 and encodes 206 amino acids. NCBI's taxonomy places the organism in Eukaryota, Fungi, Ascomycota, Sordariomycetes, Glomerellales, Glomerellaceae. The transcript has a single exon. Gene Ontology annotation, molecular function: phosphoric diester hydrolase activity. Gene Ontology annotation, cellular component: nucleus. Gene Ontology annotation, biological process: DNA repair. The record is from RefSeq and is a predicted model, not a curated record.